AUGGAUUUCAGCUCUUCUUUUACUCUGCAGUGCUUUCUGGUGAUAAUAACUGUUACUCAUGGCUCUAACACCUGGACCGGCGUGCUCAGUGGUAGCUCAGCAGUCUUUUCUGUGGGAAUCCAGAGCCUGCAGAAUGUCUCUGAAAUGAGGAGGAAAGACAUAACAUGCUUGACAGAAGUCUUAAAUGAUACUUUGGUUGCCAAGUUCAGCACUUCUGCUGGUGAAUGUCUGAACUUGAAGAAUGACUCCCUAGUGCUGAGGGCUGUGGAUAAACAGGACGAAGGAAAAUAUGAAUUUGUUUUUUACAACAGCACCAGAACUUUUACACCAGAAGUAUUUGAGCCAACCAUUGGUAUCCAGUGCUUCCCUAAUGGGACUGGAGAGUUGUUCUGCAAUGCAACCAGCAAUAAGAGCGUGAGCUUUCACUGGCUGCUGAAUGGCACCGCGCUGAGUGUCCCUGAGUCUUGCGUUAAGGAUGGUGGGAGGAAGGUUCUCCUGGAAAAAACGGUGCCUGGGCAAUUUGUAUGUGUUGUUUCCUAUGGACACAGUGUCACGAAGACCAGGCCCAUCGCGCUGUCUUGCAGCUAUGGAGACCUGCUGCAGUACCCAUGGUUCAUUUACAUCCUGGCGGGGUGUGCAGGGGGUGCAAUUAUCCUGGUGGUGUUUGUGUCCUCAGUCAUAUGUUGCUGCUUAAAGAGGAAACACAAGUUCAUCCCGGUACCUUCAGAGGAGGAGAAGGAUGAUGGACUAACAAUGUCAGUGGUCUCCAGUGAAGGUGUGAAGAGCCCCCCCAAUGGAGACCAUGUCGAGGCUCAAGCUGCCCAGACUGCCUGCACUCCAAAGCCUGAUGCUGCCCAGGCUGGUCAAGGUGUUGAGCCCCAGCCACUGCCUCAAGAAAACUUACCAGGGCCAAUGGAACCUGCGGAAAUGCCAGACCCUGAGGUCAUAGUUGAUGUGGAAAGCCAGGAAGAUGCCUCAGACUGUUUUCCAGAUCCAACUGAUGACUGA
This is a messenger RNA of Acanthisitta chloris (rifleman), 1008 nucleotides long. RefSeq lists its product as uncharacterized. The record is from RefSeq and is a predicted model, not a curated record. The transcript has 7 exons. Bases 1 to 1008 code for a protein of 335 amino acids. NCBI's taxonomy places the organism in Eukaryota, Metazoa, Chordata, Aves, Passeriformes, Acanthisittidae.